CGUAUAAUAUUUUGAUUAAAUCCAAGUUUGCACCGAGUGGGAAAAUUAGGACACUCUAAAUAACCUGUUAUGGAGCCACCUAGUGCUCAAGCGGUUUCAAAUCAACCAGUUACCUACUAUUUAUUCUUCCUGAAACUGAAAGUAUAGACCGACAUUUUAAAUGCGGAAAUAGAAUCGCCAAGAACGAGGUAAGAACGUGUUGUGUCAGAGGCCAUGGACUCGGACUCGGACACAGAGGUUAAAAGGAUCCUCAGUGUGAGGAAGGAUUAUGGUCAUGAGCGACCAGAAGCCCCUCCCUCUAGUUAUGGCUCAAUGAAGAGUGACGAAGAGGAGGAGGAAGACAUCACAGAAACAACCGAGUCACUGGCCAGACCUGAGAUACCAGAAUCAAUCUUUGGCACCACAUUGUUACAGCUGAACCGUUCAGACUCACCAGAGACCCUUCACACCGAGUUCACCCAGCAACAGUCCCUCUCUGCCAGAAAACAUGGAGCGUAUAUCACUGACAGUAAAUCGGAAGAUGGUUUGGAGGUGGUGGAGGAGGGGGCAGAUGAGGAAGACUGGGACGGUUGCCCCCCAGACUCCCCAGAGCCCCCACCCAUCGAGGAGCCCGAGGACCAAUCAGUGAGUGAUGAGCAGAGUGAAGACUCACGGCUGGGCCAGCUUCACCCUGAGCUCGACCUCCCGUACAUAUUUAAGGCCAUACAGAAAGCCUUGUCUCAGCUGACAGACGCUGAGAUGUACCAGUACAAGCGCAGCCUGUGUUGGCGUGACCGGCCCUUCAAACUGGAGCAGCUGGAGGAGUGUGACACCCUGGACGUGGUGGACAAGAUCAUCGAGGCAUAUGGGAGGGGUGAGGGGUUGGAGCUAGCCAUACAAACCAUGCACGAUAUCCGAAAGCCUGAAUUGGCAGAAGAGCUGACCAAGACAUGCAAAAGAGCGCUGGUCCAGUUGUCUGUGAAGGUUGUGCUGAAGAGGAAACACAGCGUCAUCCACGAGGGCAUCCCAAAGGCCGGCCAGCAAGUCAACCUCCGCAAAGUGUACACCGAGCCCCAGAUAUCCUCCUGUGGCCAUGGUGGUAUCAGCCCGUUUCAUGAGUUCCCUGGCAUGCCCCCGCCCCCUGUCCCCCAAGUGGCCUGCCCCGAUACGUUUGUCAGAGGGAAUGAUAUAUUCCGCACCCCUCCUGGGAGCGGUGCUAUAAGGACUGCCCUGACCACAGGGAUCCCUGGGAUAGGCCUAACGGUCGCCGUGCAGAAGUUCAUUAUGGACUGGUGCAAAGAGCUAGCCAAUAGGGACAUCCAGUUCAUCUUCAAAAUCAACUUCCGGGAGUUGAGGGUGAAAAAGACUCAUCACAUGAAGCCUGGGCAAACUGUGUCCUUCACCGAAAUUCUAACCUACUACUACCACGACUUGAACAACACUAAUUUACUGGCACAACCUGACUUCAAGGCUCUAUUCAUACUGGAGGGAAUGGACCUCUACCAAUCCCCACUGGACUUCAAGGCCACUCCUGUUGUGUCUGAUAUCACUGAGUCGGUCUCAUUAGACUCCCUGUUGGUGAACCUGAUCCGAGGGUCUCUGAUGCCCUCCUCCCUGGUCUGGGUCACUGGCAGGCGUGCCGCCACCUCUCAGAUACCUACAGAGUACCUACACAAGGUGUACGAGAUACAGGGCUACAGUAAUGAGUUGAAGGAGGAGUUCCUGACCAAACGCUACACAGACAAGGAACUAGCUGCUCAGAUCAUCAGCCAUAUGAAGCUCUUGCCCUCGCUGCACGACCUGUGCCAGAUGCCCUUCAUGUGCUGGAUGGUCUCCAUGAUCUUCGAGAGGGGAUUCCAGAACGAAGACGACUACGGAGACAAGCCCCCUAAGCUGACACCCUUCUAUGUUCACUACGUGAUCGUUCAGACCAAUCGCAGGCUGGAGAAAUACUACGAUGCCCCGCAAAACCACCAGACCUGGCAGGAGACAGACAGAGAGUUCUUGAAAAAGGUGGGCAAGAUGGCUUUUAAGCUCCUGGAGAAGGGUCGCCCUGUGUUCCACGAGGAGGACAUGAAGGAUUACUCUCUGACCUUGGAGGAGGUGGCUGUGUACUCUGGCAUCGUGACCGAGUUGCCACCAGAGUCGAACAAGAGGCGGACAUUCAGUUUCAUACACUACACCUUCCAGGAGUUCAUGGCAGCCCUCUAUGUGUUCAUGAACUUCCGCGCGGAGGGGAAGAAUGUGCUAGACCAGUCCCGCAUCAUCUCCCGCCUCGUCAAGGACCGCUCCAUGGUGGACCUGCUCCGCAGCGCCGUCGACCGAACCCUGAGUGCGCCUUUCGGCCGAUACGAGAUGUUCCUGCGCUUCCUGUGCGGCAUGGCCCAGAGGAUCAACAGCAGAGACAUGCUGCGGGGGGUCUUCUUCGAGCACGACACCCCUCUGGUGAAGGGGCUGGAGGAGGCGGCCAGGCUGCUGCGGAAGAGGAUGGAAAGCGCAGAGCCCGAGAGACAGGCCAACCUGGAGGAGUGCUUCAGAGAGCUGACACAGUCUGAUGACUGAACUGACCAGGGGAGGACUUCCUGUGGCGCAUGGCUCAGACCCCUACACAUGCCCCUACACAUGCCCCUACACAUGCCCCUACACAUGCCCCUACACAUGCCCCUACACAUGCGUAUCCUCUUAACAUUUUUACAGUAAGUACAGGGACAUUCUCCCCGAGGCAAGUAGGGUGAAGUGCCUUGCCCAAGGACACAACGUCAUUUGGCAGAGCCGGGAAUCGAACCGGUAACCUUCAGAUUACUAGCCCGACUCCCUAACCGCUCAGCCACCUGACUCUCCUGUUAUGCUGAAACCUGGAGACACAAAGCCCCGACUCCAAACCACACACUGUCACUAUGUGAAGGCUGAGACACGGUGUUGACCUACACUAGUUUUAUAGACCAACAUAGAGGAAUACGAUUUUAAGUGUUAUUUGGGGGAGUGGCUGUGUCAUAAUUAUAAGGCUUGAAUCUUGUGAGUACAUGAGGAUCAACCCGUUUUAGUGAUUGAAGUGUGAAUGCAAUCAAUGAUCUAUAAAAGUAAUAAAUGUACUUGAGUGGUGAACUGGGCUCGUAACUUACCUUUUUCCUCACUGUCCCAGUACCGUCCCGAAGUGCAAAAUGAACUGUCCCAAACUGAACUUGACCUGUCUCAAAAAUGUUAAUUCUUGUG
Osmerus eperlanus (European smelt) is the source of this 3192-nucleotide messenger RNA. It is a transcript of the gene nlrc3l, whose product is annotated as NLR family, CARD domain containing 3-like. The record is from RefSeq and is a predicted model, not a curated record. Lineage: Eukaryota; Metazoa; Chordata; Actinopteri; Osmeriformes; Osmeridae. Gene Ontology annotation, biological process: intracellular signal transduction. The transcript is spliced from 13 exons. The coding region runs from base 214 to 2541 and encodes 775 amino acids.